This is a messenger RNA of Oryzias melastigma (Indian medaka), 1273 nucleotides long. Its product is annotated as probable endonuclease 4. The record is from RefSeq and is a predicted model, not a curated record. Bases 161 to 1135 code for a protein of 324 amino acids. Gene Ontology annotation, molecular function: DNA-(apurinic or apyrimidinic site) endonuclease activity; DNA binding; zinc ion binding. Gene Ontology annotation, cellular component: nucleus; mitochondrion. NCBI's taxonomy places the organism in Eukaryota, Metazoa, Chordata, Actinopteri, Beloniformes, Adrianichthyidae. Gene Ontology annotation, biological process: base-excision repair. The transcript is spliced from 7 exons.
CAGCUGCGCGGAAGCGCCGUGAGUGGCUGCUGCUGUCAGGAGGGACGAAUAAAAACUCGAUUUUUUUUCUUUCCUGACCUUCACCAACUUUCGGUGAGCAAACUCAGCGCCUGUUGGGCGCUACAGACUCACGCGCGCGAAUAGAUAAGUUUUGGACAGAAUGGGUCCGAGAAAAAGAGGGGCGCGAAAGAGGAAAAGCGAAGAUGCUUUGGUGGAGGAAGACAGCAAAAACACCGAGAGGAAGGCUGAAGAAGAGGAGGGAGACGCGGGGAGGAGGAGGAAGAAGUUCAUCGGAGCUCACGUUGGAAUUCAAGGCGGGGUAUGGAAAGCCGUAGACUCGUGUCUACAGAUGGGAGGCAACAGUUUCGCCUUGUUUCUGGGUUCUCAGCGCUCCUGGAAGAGGCCUGCUCUGGAUCCAUCUGCUGCAGAAAAGUUCCGGGAUCAGUGUUCCUCACACGGAUUUGAUCCCGCCCACAUCCUGCCCCACGGCUCCUAUCUGAUGAACUGUGGAUCUCCUAAAGAGGAUGUGUUUGCGAAGAGCCAGGAGCUGCUGGUGGAUGAGCUCAGCCGCUGCCACAUGCUGGGCCUGAAGCUGUAUAACUUCCAUCCUGGCUCCUCACUGGGGACUAUCACCACUGAACAGUGUGUGGAAAAGAUAGCUGGAGCCAUUAACCACGCCCACCAGCAAAUACCUGAUGUGGUUACAGUGCUGGAGAACAUGAGUGGCCAGGGCAGCACAGUGGGCGGUAAGUUCUCAGAACUCAGGAGCAUCAUCGACAGAGUGAGAGACCAGAGCAGAGUAGGAGUGUGUCUGGAUACCUGUCACGCCUUUUCAGCAGGCUAUGAUCUGGCAGCAGAGGGAGGGGUUAAAGCCAUGCUGGAUCAGUUUGAUCAGGAAGUAGGGCGUCACUAUCUCAGAGCACUCCACCUCAAUGAUUCCAAAGGUCAACUCGGCUGUCAUCUUGAUCGGCAUGAAGAUAUAGGUAAAGGUAACAUUGGGAUCUCUGCGUUCCGAGACAUCGUCAAUGAACCCAGACUGGAGAACAUCCCUCUGAUUCUGGAGACGCCGGGACGGCCUGGAUUUGAAUAUUCUGAUCAAAUUCAGCUUCUGCGAUCCUUGUGUGAAGAAAAAUGAAAACCAUGAAGGUGAGAGGGGGACGCUGCCGCCAGACUCUGACGGAUGUCUUCCUGUUUACAGCCACAGCGGAGGAUAUUCAUUAGCAUCAAAAGCUUCAAGAAAAGUUUUUUAUUAAAAUAAAAAAUAAAACAAAUA